This is a messenger RNA of Cornus florida, 695 nucleotides long. RefSeq lists its product as uncharacterized. The coding region runs from base 74 to 601 and encodes 175 amino acids. The record is from RefSeq and is a predicted model, not a curated record. Lineage: Eukaryota; Viridiplantae; Streptophyta; Magnoliopsida; Cornales; Cornaceae. Gene Ontology annotation, molecular function: cysteine-type endopeptidase inhibitor activity. The transcript has 4 exons.
CUUUGUGGUUGGGGUUGGGGUUGGGGUUGGGGUUAGGGUUUUCUGUGUUUUCCACAAAUUCGGUGCUGCGAACAUGGAUUCAUCUGGCUCGAAGAUAGCACAACCUCAUUGCGAUAGCGAAGAAGAAGGAGAGGGUUCUUCUGAUGAUGGGUAUAAUGAUGGCCUUCACGAGAUGACCAAGAAAGAGUGUUUCGAGUACUAUACUCGUGUUCAAGAGAGCGAUGGGUUUGAUGUUCCUGAAUUUCCCAACGUCUUUGCACUGGGUAUCAUUGUACCAUAUCUCAUACCUGGUGAACCGUUCGAGGAUGAAUCAAGUCUCAAAGAGCUUAACACGUGUUCACUUUUAGCAGUUGAGGAUUUCAACAGAAGAAACGGUGAAAAUUACGUGUUUGUGAAGGUUGGGAAGGCAAACAUGCAGCCUGUUUCUGGUGCCAUGUUUUUCAUUACCUUUGAGGCCAAGAAUAAGAAUAUUGGUCCUGUUGAAACCUUUGAAGCGAAGGUCUAUGCGGGAAUUACGGAGAUGGAAGUCUUGAUGUGCAGGCGUAAAAAAGUUGCUACAAUUGACCAAGAAAUCACCCACCCCGUGCUCAAAAGAAAAUAAAUCCGAGAAGCAUGACUUCAUCUAAGAGCGAAAAUAUUUUACAAAAUGGUUACUCUGAAGCUCGAACUUGUACCAAUGACAGAUUUUUGAAAGU